Molecule: messenger RNA, 2819 nt
Organism: Thamnophis elegans (Western terrestrial garter snake)
Lineage: Eukaryota; Metazoa; Chordata; Lepidosauria; Squamata; Natricidae
Gene: PLA2G4A
Product: phospholipase A2 group IVA
Biological process (GO): glycerophospholipid catabolic process
Cellular component (GO): nucleus; Golgi apparatus; endoplasmic reticulum
Molecular function (GO): calcium-dependent phospholipid binding; calcium ion binding
Source: RefSeq, a predicted model, not a curated record
AACUCCGCCCAGUUGGCUCCGGUGGCGAAGGGAAAGUCAGCCCCAGCCGAGCCGAAAAGAGGAACGUGUGAGCGAGCGAGCGGAGGGCAAGCCAAAGGAGAAUCCGACCUGGUUUGGAUCGUGGGAUGCGCCAUCCUCGCGGCACCUAACGCGCAACGACCGCACUUCCAUUUGCAGAAAGUGGAAAUUCAUAUUGGAGGCUGUCUUGGGAACAACCAUUAUUACAUCUACAAGAGGUAGCAUAAUUCUUAUCCUAUCACAGACUAAGCCACUGAUUCUACAAUGUCCAGUAUAGAUCCGUAUCAGCAGAUUAUGGUGGAACAUCAGUAUUCGCACAAAUUUACUGUGACAGUUAAGCAAGCGAAAAAUGUCACCAAAGGGGCUUUUGGAGAUAUGUUAGACACUCCUGACCCCUAUGUGGAGAUCUUUAUUCCCACGGCACCAGACAGCAGGAAGAGAACAAACUAUAUCAACAACAAUGUGAACCCUGAGUGGAAUGAAACUUUUGAGAUAAUUUUGGACCCCAACCAGGAAAAUAUUCUGGAGAUUACUCUUAUGGAUGCAAAUUAUGUGAUGGAUGAGACUAUUGGUACAGCAACUUUCCCCAUUUCAUCUUUGAAAAUUGGGGAGAAGAAACAAGUUCCAUUCAUCAUUAAUAAAGUUACAGAAGUCACGUUGGAGGUAUCUCUUGAAGUUUGCUCUUCAACAGAUCUCCGUUUCAGCAUGGCUCUGUGUGAUGAGGAGAAGGACUUCCGACAGCAGCGGAAAACUAGAGCAAUGCAUCAUCUGAACAAGUUAUUGGGAGCUGAUUUGACCUCCAUUCGUGAUGUGCCAGUAAUAGCAAUCUUGGGAUCUGGAGGAGGAUUUCGGGCAACUGUGGGAUUUUCUGGAGUAAUAAAAGCACUGUAUGAAUCUGGAAUUUUAGACUGUGCAACAUAUAUUGCUGGAUUAUCUGGAUCCACAUGGUAUAUGUCAACCCUGUAUUCUCAUCCAGAUUUCCCAGUGAAAGGCCCAAAGGAGAUAAACGUUGAGUUGAGGAACAGUAUUAGUCACACCCCACUGAAGCUACUUACACCACAGAAAGUGAAGCGAUACAUUGAAGCCCUGUGGAAGAAGAAGAGAUCCGGGCAGCCUGUGACAUUCACGGACAUCUUUGGAAUGCUGAUAGGAGAAACACUGAUUCAAAAUAGAAUGGAUAACACUUUAUCUCACAUGAAGGAAAAAAUCAACAAAGCGCAGUCAGCUUUGCCACUUUUUACCUGUCUUCAUGUUAAACCUGAUGUGUCAGAAUUGAUGUUUGCAGACUGGGUGGAGUUCAGUCCCUAUGAGAUUGGAAUGGCUAAAUAUGGGACCUUCAUGUCUCCCAAUCUGUUUGGCAGCAAGUUUUUUAUGGGCACAGUAGUGAAAAAAUACAAAGAGAACCCUCUGCAUUUCUUAAUGGGUAUCUGGGGAAGUGCAUUUGCUAUACUGUUCAACAGAGUGCUUGGGGUUUCUAACAACCAAACUAAAGGACCCACAAUGGAAGAAGAACUAGAAAAUAUCAGGAUGCGACAGAUUGUAAGCAAUGAUUCAGAUAGUGAUGAUGAAUCACAGGGCCCAAAAGGUAAGAGACAUUACCAAUCAUGCCUGCAAAAUAAACAAACAAAUAAUGAAAGCUGGGUUCAGAGGAUGUUUAUGGCACUGGUAGGCGACAGCACCCUUUUCAACACCCGGGAUGGCCGGGCUGGCAAAGUCCAUAAUUUCAUGUUGGGCUUGAAUCUCAAUACUUGCUAUCCGUUUUCCCCUUUUGUCGGGGUCAGUACUCAGGAAUCUGUGGAGGACGACGAUGAUACUGCGGUAACAGAUCCCAAUGAAUUUGACAGGAUAUUGGAACCUCUGGAUGUAAAGAGUAAAAAAAUUCAUGUUGUGGACAGUGGACUUACUUUUAAUUUGCCAUAUCCACUUAUCUUAAGACCACAGCGAGGAGUGGAUCUUAUUAUCUCGUUUGAUUUUUCGGCUCGCCCCAGUGAUUCUAGCCCUCCUUUUAAGGAAAUUUUACUUGCUGAAAAAUGGGCCAAAAUGAACAACCUUCCUUUCCCGAAAAUAGACCCAAAUGUGUUUGAUCGUGAAGGGUUAAAAGAGUGCUACGUCUUCAAACCCAAAAAUCCUGCAUCUGAAAUAGAUUGUCCCACGAUUAUUCAUUUUGUUUUGGCCAAUAUCAGCUUCAGAAAUUACAAAGCACCAGGUGUUCCAAGAGAAACUCAAGAAGAGAGAUUUGCUGACUUUGAUAUUUUUGAUGAUCCUGACUCACCAUUCUCCACCUUCAAUUUCCAGUAUUCCCAUGAGGCUUUCAACAGGUUGCACGAUCUGAUGGAGUUCAAUACCCUUAACAACUUACAGGUAAUCAAAGACGUGAUAACAGACAGUAUUGAGUAUAGAAGGCAGAACCCAUCACGCUGUUCUGUGUCCCUCAGCAAUGUUGAAGCAAGGAGAUACUUCAACAAAGCGAAAAGCAAUAACCAUACAUAAGGAUCAGUCUGAGUUUUGCUACUUAGAGCCAAGGAUUGUGCAUUGAUCAAAUAGACUAUAUGCAGAAAAGAAUCCUCUGGGAGCGAAUCAUUACAAAAUAAAGGAAUACAAUUGCAUCCCUGAUAAUGAUGAUGAUGAAAAUGAUAGCAGGUUUAUUUACAGUUAGAAACCAAAUAACAUACAGUAUAAAUUCCAAAAUAUGACAUAAAGGAAGAAGGAGAAAAAGAACAAAGUAAAAUACUUAACACAAUAGAAUUCAUAAACAUCAUAGUAGAUAAUAAUGUUAAAAUAAAGUAAAAUUUAAAAAAUGG